Messenger RNA from Penicillium chermesinum, 219 nucleotides. RefSeq lists its product as uncharacterized. The transcript has a single exon. The record is from RefSeq and is a predicted model, not a curated record. Lineage: Eukaryota; Fungi; Ascomycota; Eurotiomycetes; Eurotiales; Aspergillaceae. The coding region runs from base 1 to 219 and encodes 72 amino acids.
AUGCUCAUCACUCGCGGAUUCUCCUUGACAAACUUUGUCAUCGCGAGCUCAGCGUUGUGCUUCCAAGUUUGCGUUCUGUAUCCAUGGCACGAGAAACUCGACGAGGAAUUCCAGAACCUCAAGACUGAGCAUCUCCGCUUAUUGAAGGAGAGCGAGCAGGACAGACUGAAGGAGUUGAAAAGCAUCGAGGGGCGCUUGCGUGCGCUUUCGGGGCAAUAG